UUAUGUGGUAACGAAAUAUAUAUUGGUAUUACCAUUCUAUAUCAUAUGGUAUUACCACUCUAUACCAUAUGGUAUUGGGUGGUAACGAAAUAUAUAUUGAUAUUAACACACUAUACCAUAUGGUAUUGGGUGGUAACGAAAAAUAUAUUGGUAUUACCACUCUAUACCAUAUGGUAUUACCACUCUAUACCAUAUGGUAUUACCACUCUAUACCAUAUGGUAUUGGGUGGUAACGAAAUAUAUAUUGAUAUUACCACACUAUACCAUAUGGUAUUGGGUGGUAACGAAAUAUAUUUUGGUAUUACCACUCUAUACCAUAUGGUAUUGGGUGGUAACGAAAUAUAUAUUGAUAUUACCACACUAUACCAUAUGGUAUUGGGUGGUAACGAAAUAUAUUUUGGUAUUACCACUCUAUACCAUAUGGUAUUGGGUGGUAACGAAAUAUAUAUUGAUAUUACCAUACUAUACCAUAUGGUAUUGGGUGGUAACGAAAUAUAUAUUGAUAUUACCACACUAUACCAUAUGGUAGUAACGAAAUAUAUAUUCAUGUGGCAAAAAUUUCCAUACCAUAUGGUAUGCUCUUAUUUAAUACCAAUCAAUACCAUAUGGUACAGUCAAAUACCAUAUGGUAUAACUGGUAAUAACUGACAAAUUUUUUUGUGUCCAAAAAAUAUCAAAGUGGAUAUCAUUUUAAAGAGCACAAUUAAUCUGAUCUAACUGUGCAAAAAAAAUUAAAUUUCGACUUAAAACGAGUGAGAAAUCGUCCGUUAAAUAUUAAGGGAAGGAAAAUUAAAUGUUUUGCAAGAAGAGAGAAGGAGGCGCUGAUGUGGUACGCUCAAAAGUCAGACUCAGCAAUAAAUAGGAGAAAGUGCAAUUUUACUGUACUGCCCUUUUCACAUUUAAUUUAAAUAAAAAAGUGACUGACACGUGGGGACCAUGGAAGGGGUUACUGAUGGGUAACCCAUCAGUUACUGACCUGAUCUGGACCCAAUGCAUAGUAUUGUUGUUAAUUUCCUCUAGCCUAUACGUGUUACUAAAAAUUUAUAAUCACCCUAAUUAUUGGUAUUCAUACAAUCCAUCCAAAACAUACAAGAAGAGUACUGAAACCAACAACCGAAAAGAUUUAGGUACUUAAUUGGAAAUAUAUUCGGCUCCAGAAACAAAAAGGAAAAUCAGCUCUAUAUCUAUCUACUCUCUAGUCUCCGCAGGAAUUUCUCAGCUGGCUCCCGCUUACUGAAUCUAACCCCAAAGUCCAAGCGUUCCCCUUCGUUCCGCUAGCUGAGAACUGCCGGUUUCCUUCGCCGCCGCCGGUUUCCAGACCAUGUCGGACAGAGAUAGGUACGGCGAUCGGGACCGAGCUCGUGACAGAGAACGGGAUAGGGACCGAGAUAGAGAGAGGCGUCGGGAAAAGGAAGAUCGAGAUCGCCUCCGGGACCGAGAUCGAGUGCGCACGCGGUCGAGAACACGGUCGCCGGACCGAACACGAGGGAGACACGCUCGUUCCCGCACCCGCUCACCGGACGAGCGGCGUAACUCGCGCUCGCCAGAUGCACGCGCGCCGCACCGCCGCCACCGCCACCAGCGCACCCCGUCGCCUUCGCCUCCGCGGAAGAGGCACCGUCACGAUCCCGACGAGGAGAGGGAUAAGGACAGGCAGAGAGCAGCGGCGGAUUCUGAUCUUGUAGACGGGAUCUCGAAGGAGCCGCAGAAGCGGACGGACAAGAAGAGCGGUGGGGGAGAUGGAGCGGAAGUAACCGGGGAUGGAAUUGGUGGCGAGAUUGGGAACGAGGAUGAGGUUGAGAUGAUGAAGAUGUUAGGGAUUCCGAUUGGCUUUGAUUCGACGAAAGGGAAGCCGGUUCCCGGCGCCGAUGUGAGCGGUAUCCGGGCGACGACCAAGCGGCAGCCCAGGCAGUACAUGAACCGCAGGGGAGGGUUCAAUCGGCCGUUGCCUGCAGAGCGUAAUCGAUAGCCUUAAAGUUCCUGGUUAGGGAUUCAGAUUCUAGCUUAAUGUUGCCAUUACCAACUGUUUGUUUGUGAUGCAUCAGAAUGCAGUAGUGAACUAACUUCAAACUGCAAUUUUGUGUGCUGCAUUUGAAUCGUAAUGCUUUGAAUUAGGGAUUGAAUUCUCCGAGCUGAGACGUGGUUAGUGAUUGGAAGUGCUUAUAGGAGACUCUGAGCUUAAACGUACGUGGUUAGUGUAGUACUUUGCUUAGUGAAUUAGUAAUGUAACAUUGUCUCGAUUUUCGGCUGUGUUCUGUGUUGAGCACGGUUUGCAGCAUAGCAUGCAUUGUUUCUGUCUGUUGAUAUGAAUCAGCAUUGUAGUCAGGGCCUUUCGAGGAGUGCAGUUCUUGCAGUAGCGUCUUAAUGCUGUGACAUAGUGGCGGUUUUCGGCUGUGUUUUGUGUUGAGCCCUGUUUGCUGCAUCCAUUGCUGAUCCGAACUGGUAUUGAAGUCUUGGCCUUUUGAGUCUGGUGGCUUUUGCAGUAAUGUCGGAAACAAUGUAUUAUCGAUCUCUCUGGAGGUGUCAAGACUCGAGAGGUAGUGCACACCAACAACAGGGAUGCUAAAUGCUAGUAAAUGCAGCUUCGAAGCUAUACUCUCAAUGUUGGCUACAUAUUAUUCAUCAACAUCAUAACUAUCACUUUAACAUUAUGAUUCAUUUUAAAAUGAUCUCAUCUUUAAUUGUAUAAUAACAAUGGACAAGAAAAGAUGUUUAUUUAUGAGAAUCGUGUACGUUUUAAAUGAGUUUUAAGUUUAUCAAAUGCUCGGCUAGUGCAUAAUUGUAGAAUUGAAUUGGACUAGUUGUGGUUUCUAUAUCAUUAUAUCAACCAAAUAUUAGUAGCUAAAAUGAAAAAUUUGAUGAUUA
Messenger RNA from Linum trigynum, 2865 nucleotides. The record is from the annotation of a GenBank genome assembly. NCBI's taxonomy places the organism in Eukaryota, Viridiplantae, Streptophyta, Magnoliopsida, Malpighiales, Linaceae.